Acanthaster planci (crown-of-thorns starfish) is the source of this 12850-nucleotide messenger RNA. RefSeq lists its product as uncharacterized. Gene Ontology annotation, molecular function: actin filament binding; microfilament motor activity. Gene Ontology annotation, cellular component: myosin filament; cytoplasm; myosin II complex. The record is from RefSeq and is a predicted model, not a curated record. NCBI's taxonomy places the organism in Eukaryota, Metazoa, Echinodermata, Asteroidea, Valvatida, Acanthasteridae.
CACUGUAUAUACUGCCGAGUUAUGCUUUUCUGUGUAUGUUCUGCCUGUGAAAAAAAUGGUGUUCGAUCUUUUGAAGAUGAUGUCAUUCAUGUCUGUAUCUUUGUAAGCACGUCGGUGUACAUAUUGUCUCUGACACCAUGAACUGACACUUGAUAAUGGGAACUGAGUACGCUCCUCUCGCACCAAAUUUACGGUCGCGCAUAAUUUGGGCUUUCACAAAUGCUACAUUAGCACUACAUUUAUUUCUACCUAAUACUCAAUCUUUUUUAUGUUCACAAAGCAAAACUUUUUUUAACUUUGCAUGUUAAUUAAAAGGCAUUUAGUUGGAUUUCUUUCUACAACUCACAAGCAUGUGAGUAUGGAUUGAGUAAAUUUAAUGUAAAACUCUUGUAAGCAUUUUUCUCCCAAAGGUAUGCAUACCUUCCGCAUGUUUGUAUGUCAUUUUGUGAUAAGUGCAAUUGCCUCCUUACAUCUCAGUGAGUGGGAGUUUGGCUCACACCCACAUAACUGUAAAAUUUAGAUUUAUUUGCUGAGCUGUUUUUCAAGUGUUUACAUUACAAGCGUACAUUUCAGUUCAUGGCAACGAUGACAAUAUCAUUAUUGCUGUUCACUGCUUAUUAUUUUCAAUGUGACUCCCAUUGUAUAUUUUGUCAUUUCAGAAGGUUAUGUACUGUAUAUAUCCUGUUUAGGGAAUUCAAAGUUCAAAAUACUCUCUGUGUUUGGUGUGGCAUUUGUUCAUUCACCCGUCAAGAGUCGUUAAUUUUUUUUUUUUAUCCCUUUCCUUCUUCGGCACCUACCAUACCAGUUUUCUGUUGCAUCAGUGUUUUUUUUUUUUGAGUUGCAUAUAGUAUAACUGCAUUUAGCACAUGGAAUAUGCAUAUGUCUCUGCACUGGGUGGCGUGGGGCUUCACCCCUCUCCUCCUCAGCUCCCCUGUGAUUGGCUGUGGUGUGGUCAUUUGAUGUGAAUCGUGUUUCUAUGUGUAUGUGAGCUCGUCACUUCGUAGACCAGGGCUUUGCUUCAGAUGAUGAAGAUGGCAUUGGUGUCAAGAACCGACAAACCCAACUUCCCAUCAUGGCAAGACCCUUCAGUGGGCCGGCAGAGGGCAGCUGCCUGGAACGCCCAGCGCCAAGACUCUUUCUCCACUUACGAGGAAGUUGAGAGCCUACACAGCCACCAGUGCUCUUCACUCCAGUCCCUGGACAAUAGUUGCUGUCCCAGCAGGCUGCAAAGCUUUGGAAGCACUUCCAGCAGCCUAGACCAGUCCCAUCCACAAGUGGAUGGAGGACCCUGGACUGGUGGCAUCCCUACCGAGGAACAAUUGCAAGAUUGCCAACACAAGGAUCAGGGCUCUUCACUGACUUCUGAUUCAACCCAAUCUGCCUCUGCAGAGGGUGGGAGAUCGGGCCACCUCAAGGGAAAAUCCAGGCGAAGUCUGAUAGAGGAUGACGAAGACGAGAUGAACUCCAGUGUUGCCAAGUGGGUGGAUCAAACCAGAGCGGAGACAGCCCGUAGGCGGUCUCACGUGGGACUGCCCGAGGACCCCCCUGUGAGAAGCCAUGAGGCACCAGAAGGGGGACAGCAGAGCAGUGCCCUGUCCAAGGAGAGGUCCCUGACAGCACUGAACAUGCAAUGUGGGGACGUGAUCCCAGGGAGGAGCGGCCGCCGUAUGCGGCUGCCAAAUGAGACAGACCUAGAACUGGCGCUGCGGGUGGAAAGCACUUCCCCAGUCAGCAUGAUUUCCCGGUGUGCCAGUGUGGAUAGCAGUCAUAGCUCAACGGGCAGUGAUCACCAUCCAGAGGGGGAAUGGACCAUUGCAGAGAAUGUCCUAAUAAACCUAGGGUUCGGUGGAGCAAGCAUUGGCAUACCCAAUCGCUUUCUGAAGUCCUGGAGGCAGCAGGUGGUCAAGCAACGGAUGGAGGAGGUUCGAAGGCUUCUGGGCAACACAACUGGCAAUCACCUGCUCCAGCAUCUGCCAGCAAAGCCCGAGAGGGCACUUUCCCCAAAAGAAAAGUCUCCACCUGCAAGGAAAGAGGAUUGGCUUAGUCAGAGCCUGUCUCAACCGAGCACCUCAGUCUGCUCCCCUAAAUCAAGCUCAAUAAAUGCCACAGGGUCUGAAGGUGCAAAUUCACACCAAAUGGAAGAUGCUGUCAUGAGCAGGCAGCGGGGAGCUGAUAAGGCAAAACUAGCAGGGCUCCGACGCUCUCUGAGAAAGGCUGCAACUGUGUCCUCAUUUGGACAGACGCUCUCAGAGAUAUCCAAGCAGGGUCCACCCAACCAUCAAGUCUUAGCCCUCCAACAAGGGGAUCAGCCUCCCGCAGCUAGAAGAUCACCGGGAGGAGGGAAGUACAGUCCCUUUCACAAGAGCCACAAAUCAAGUUCCAGGGACAGACGGAGAAAGUAUAUGAAGAGGCAGAGCUCACUGCCCAUCUCCCUUGAGACCCUUCAGGAGGAGGAUGAGAGCUUUAAACCCGGGAUGGUCAAAUCAAAGCAAACAGAAAAUGAAAUCCCCAGUGCCCGGAAGCAUCUCCUCAAACCACAGAGUCUAGAAGUGGGAGAUGAGCCAGCCUUUCACUGCAAAUUGAAGAUUGUCAUGGAGCAGCCCAGUGUCGAAUCGCGGGAGGCCAUGUCCAGGCAAGGCACAACUGAUGUGGAUGUAGAUGAGGCCAUUGCUGAUGUUGACACAGACAAGAAAGAUCACAAAGUGAGCAUGGAGCAGUACCUUGUGGUCAAAGCCAUAAUUGAUUCCAAGGAUUCAGGAUUUGAAAACGAGCCGUCCCGGACAGGAAGCCCACAGAUUUCACCCCGGAGCAGUGAGGAUGAAACAGUGCGCGGCACCUGUUCAACAACAGUCACCACUGCAGAGUCUAAAUUCAGGAAAGCCAGGUCUGGUGAACUCCUAGACAGUAAAUCUGAUAGUUUGCUAGUGACCAUUCCCUCAAAAGAACUAGGCAUUACAAGCAAAUCAGGUCUUUUGACUUCCCCCAUUAAAAGCUUCCAGAGUCAGCUCAACUCACAGAAAGAGUUGCCUGAUAAAGAGGAGCUUCCUGUUGCAUUGGAAAAAUCUACACCAGACACUUCCGAUGCCCAUGUAUCUUCAGAGCUCUUACCUCAAACUGACAUGAGAGACACAAAAGUCAAGGGCCGCUCUUUCAGUUCAAGCAGUGAGAGAAGGGGACCUUCACUUGCAGAUAUCCAGGAUGAUUUUCACCUGACCAUCAUAGAAGAUGAGGAUGAUGACAAUGUGUUUGACUCACCUGGGGGAAGUGUCAUCUCUGAGUCAGUCUCAGCCUGUUGUCAGACCAGUCCCACCUUGCACUCCCCUCUACUCUCUCCACUUUCCUUCCUUGGAUCGAUUAGCGAACACUCAGAUGGGCACAGCUCCUCGCCAGAAAUAUUUGUCAUGCCAAGUAGUUCAACUGUAGCUGCAGUCGAGGAAAAUCAUGAUAGCCACAUGGAGAGGCGCGACUCACUUGAAUCCGUAAUGACCACAGCAGAUAGACUUGUCUCUGAUCUGCCGCUCAGAAAUCUGAGCCAGGAGAUAUCCGAUGGAGGACUGUCAAUCAUAACUGAGAAAGAAGAAGAGCAAGGGGCAUCCCAGGAACCCUCUGAUCAAGUCUCCGUAAUGGAUAUGACCAGUCAAGAUAAUCAAGACAUACCUCACACAGCAGACAACAACAAAAACUCAGGUAAUGCAGGUCAGAACCUCUUCCAUUAUGAAGAUCUGCAUCAAAAUUUUGGCACCUUCGAGCAGUUAGCCUCCAAUCCGAUCGAGAAAUCCCGAAACCCCUUCAAGAUGGCUGACAGCUUUUACUCCUCCCCUCACCAUUCCAACGUUGAUUUUGAUUUUGAUGCCACCAUUGAAGAGGACGAGGACGGAGAGCAAUAUUCCGAUGGGGAGAGCUUCUCUAAAGUCACCUUUUCCGAAGUAACCCCGAUGGCAUAUGAGACAUCUGACCUUGGCAUGAUGCCAGCUGCCGAACACAUCGACAAUAACGCUCACAGCAAGGAAAGUCAGGAUUCAUUUUCCCAUCUGCCAAUGGAUGAGGAUAGCCCUGAUGCUCAGAGUGCACAGUUGGAAAAAACAGAAGUCAAAAAGGAAAUCUCAUCUGAGAGUUUGGAGGAUAAAUCAGUGGCUGGUGUGAACUCUACUGGAUCAUGCCUACAAGAUAAUACCAACUCUGAUUGGGAGGGAUUUGUUUGUGAUGAUGCAACUAAAUCUGGUAAUCUGAGGGCCCCAAGUGAUGCUGUCAUUCUGAACAAACAUCCCAUCCCAGAGAAUGAUAUUCUAAAUAAAGCAGUAGUUCAGCCUGAACUGGUAAUCUCCACUAGUGAUGACGGCAAAAGCGAGGAAAAAUUUAACACUUACGAGGAAUAUAAUGAUCAUUGCCCGCACAACAGUCAUCCUGGGAGCUAUGGCAUAUGCACCUCAUUAAAAGCUGAUGAACCCUCCAAGGAUGCUAAGAUGUGUAACCCCCAAGGAAAUGAAAGCCAAUUACCUAGCGAAGGAGAAUUCAUCACUGAUCACAUUGCUCAUAGAGGCCAGGAUGCAGCCAACAAACCAGACAGAAGAAUCCUCGUGGGAGACACUGUUCAUUCUGAAAAUUUUAAGGUGUCCGAUUCAUUAACAGAAGGUGGCUUGCUACAAGCCCGUGAAAUGAAGUUAACCUCAGCAAUUACAAACCAUUUCCUUGCUUUAGGACCAACGGAAAAGGGCACUAAACCUUUGGACCAAUUGCAGAAAGAAAGACACACCAUUGAGGAAUGGAAGCUGGGAUUGGAUCAGCCCCAGAUCAUGAGGAGCACCUCCGUGGAAGCUCACCUGAGUUACCAGCGGAGGAAAUUGCGGACACUCAGCGAGCGCAGCACCCUGUACAGCGAUGGAAUGGAGCCCCUGCUGUCGGGCUUUGGCCGCGUCAUCACUGAGCGCAGCAGUUCCUCCACCGAGGGAUUCGGCUCACUGGGUUCUGACAUCUUCCGUCGCCCGCUGACCGUGACGGAGACCUUGCAGCAGGUCGCUGCCAAGUUGGAAAGCCAUGUCCGGCAGCGGAGCCUUGUCAGCAUCCGGGACGAGGAGGGUGAGGAGGAGAAUGAGCAGAAAAUGCCAGCUCCUGAAAAACCAGCUAUCCCUGGAAUAAAGGGAUCAGCAGAAUUGGAUUCCACUGGGGAGAGAAAUUGUGUUGCGCCAGAGCAGAAUUGGGCACAUCAAAUGCUCGAUGAUGAGGGUUAUGAGGAAGUAAACACCAGAGAUGAAAAUGACAUCACUGUCCCAAUUGUUGACAAAGCCACCAUAAAAAUGUCAAAAAAUAUUUUAGUUAGAAAAGAAGCAGAAAAUUCCUUUAAACUGUUGGAUAAAAAUAUGCUUCAAGGUAACAGCGCUUGCACAGCUACUUUUUCAGCUGUGGAUACAAAAGUUGUGGGGCCAAACAUUCAAGUUGAUGAAAGCAGUGAUGAUUGCAAAGAAGUGAGCAAGUCAGACUUCACAGUUCUGGCCAGUACUUCCGCUGAUGACUUCUCAGGUUUCACUCCUAAAAUCACAACCAGCUCCAGGAGGAAGAGUUGGCAAUUUCAGGCGACCACUUGCCGUAAAUCCUCCAAUUUUCUCUCAGUGCCGUCCUUUGGUCCGCUGACCGACUCCAUCAGUGGAAACCCUCUUUCUGCAAGUCCGAGCACAACACAGUUGAACUCAGAAGUGGGACUACUCCAAGAAAUGGUCCCUGUCACAGAGGAGACUCUUGAAUAUUCAAAGAGUGAAGGAGGCAGGGACCAAAACAUGUCCGUCCCAUCAGGGUUCACUGAUACUGGUGAUGUACCCCAAACAGCAGACUUGCAAGUCUCUUGUGACUUUGUAAUGGGACAUGUAAAUGAUGAGAAAUAUCAAAAUAGUCAGGACAAAUCUACAGUUGACCUGUGUACAGAAACAGGCACAGAACAAGAGGGUCAAAAUAAAUCUGCACAAGCAGCUGAAUUUAUGAAAGAGACUCACUCCAUUUUGAAACGAAGUCCUCAGUCAAUUUUGGUUUCUUUUGAUCUCGUUGAUGAUGCUUUGGGGAGUUGUGAAAAGGACCUACUUUCACCACUAGACUGUGCUGAAAUGCACUCUCAGCCUGAUUUAGUCUCCCCUACUGGCAGCAGUGUUUCUGAAGUGGAUAUAGAGAGAAUACAGCCAGCAUCAGAUUUUGUGUCUGUGCAAGUGCUGCCUACGAGCAAUUCCAGUCCAUCCCAGUGUGGUGCUGUUGUUCACUCACAGUUCUACAAGUGUGAGAAAUUUAUGAUUGUCUCAACCUCGUCCGAUGGUAGGAUUGAUUUUGCUGAAGCCGGAGAGGAUGACAGCAAGACAUGCAAGUCUCACCGAAUCUUGACCUUCCGGUCGGAAGUUAAAAUUCCCUCUUUGUCCAGCGCUUGGCAGAGAUUCUCCGCCCAGCCGGCUUGGGGCGGCUCAAUGAGCUGCUCCCAGACGAGCCUCAGUCUAGACUGUCCCUCGCCUGUCCCUGCGUCCCGCCUCUCACCGACAUUCGAGGAGAUCUGCAGCAAGGCAGGGAAGCUCAUGCAGCAGUUGCAGGAUGCCCUGGCGAGCGAAGCCCCUGGUAACCAGAUGUCGCCGGCAGCUACAGAGAGCAGAGAUAACAUGGGCACUGAUGAAAAUGAGUCACAGCCAGGGGAGGAGGAGGGUGAAGUGAGAAGCAGAUAUCGUCUUGCCAAGCCAUACUCCAGAGAAAACGACAAUCAUCAUCCAGGAGAUGCUGCAAGGAUAAAACUGGAGAGCAAGAGGAGGAAAAAGAAACUUUUGUGGGAUGGCAGAGUUAAGACAUCAACCCCAAAGGCAAAUCCUGGUGGCAGACACCAGGGAGACAGUGGCCGAGAGAUGGAGGGAGACGUGGAGGAGGGAACCAAUAAUGACCACCUAGCGACUGUUAGAGAACUGCUUGAGACAGAGACUAAGAUGAGAAGAAAACUGGAUGAACUGGAGUCUAGUUUUGAGGAGGUAUCCUCCAGAAAACAGGAUGCCUUGACUGAUCUGAAGAGGCUCCGUGAGGCUGUCCAUCGUAACAAGCGAGACAUCCAGAAAGCAGAGGAGAUAGCUAGGGAGAAUAUGGAGAGAGCUGAUGGCCUCAGGUCGGAGUUGAUGGUCUUAGAGUACCAGCGAGAUCAGGCCCGGCGUGAUCUGGAAGACCUGACCAAGUCCAUUGGAUCCAUCAAGCAGUCACAGAGUCACAGAGGCACCGAAGAAGUAAAUGCUGGUACAGGCACUAAUCUGCUUGGGCUAUCCCCAAAAGAGGUGAUCGCGGUCAUCAAGGAGCGGGAUGAGCUGAAGACAAGGCUGCGGAACGGCGAGGGAGACCUGUCCCCCAUUGAGCGGUCGGAGCUGGAGAGGCAGCUCAACCACACCAAGCAGGAGCUGUUCAGUGGGCAGAAAUCGUCCCGGGAGAAGUUAGAAUCCCUGCAGGAGGAGCUGGAAGAGAGCCGCCAUACCAUUGAAGAACUGCUGGUGGAGAAGACCAACCUUGCCGAGAAGGUGAAGGAACUACAGGCCACGGUUGGCUCGGAGCACACUGAUGGAAUGCACUCAGACAUAGAGGAAAGGAACCUUCUCCUGGAGCAGCUGAGUGGCAAGCUCCAGAAGGAACUGGAUGCCUUGCGGCACCAGACCCACGAGAAGGACCAACGGCUGCAGUCCCUGGCUGCAUCCGUCUUGGAGAAGGACAAGCUGAACGAUGCUCUGAGGGACCAGGUGCUGGCGGCACAGCGGGAGGCAGAGGAAGGGCAGAGGGAGACAGAGAGGGUUGUCCGAGAAGCCCAGGGGAAGAUGCGGAAUGCCGACGUGGCAAAGGAACUGGCACUGGUGGAACUGAGGGAGGCACUGCUGAGGGAGAAGGAAGAGGAGAUUGAACAACUCAAACUGAGUCUUGAGAAGGAUAAGAAGGAAGCACUCACUGCUUUGGACCAGAAAACUUCAGAGAUGAUGAGGAUCACUCAGCGCUCACUUUCAGAGAAAGAGGAAGACCUGAAUGUAGUCAAGAUGCAGCUGGUGCAGCAUACGGAGGAAGCCAACAAGAUGGAACAGCAGCUCAGGGAACAGGCAGAGGAGCAGGUCCAGGCGGCCGUGGAGAAAGAGCGGCGGGCGAUGGAGGAGGAGUACACCCGGAGGCGGAGAGAGGAGAAUGUGGAGAAGGAGCUGGAGGUUGCCAAGGAGACGUCGCGGUUGCAAGGCGAGCUGCACGUAACCAAGCAACGGCUGGAGCAGAUGCAGACAACAGUCGGUGUCCUGAAGGAGGAACUGGACAAAUUACGGGAGGAGAAUCUGGCCGCUGGUCGGGAGAAAGUGGAGGCGGUGUCUGAGGCGAGAGAGAAAGCCAGGGAAGAUAUCCAGAGGGAGUUAGACCAACUCAGGGAACAGCUUGCCAAGGAAAACCUACUUGAGGCGGACAAACUUCGCAUGAAAAUCCGCCAGCAGGAGGAGGAGGUAACCAGGCUGAGGUCAGAGGUCAAAGUUCAUCAGGACCGCGAGGCCAAGUCAGCUGGGGUGACGGGAAGCAAGAGCAUCCUGGCGGAGAUCAAUGAGGAGUGCAAGAGGACGGCAGCAGUCAUCGGCUCCGCGCCGCUGAAGAUGAACAUCUCAAGGGGUAGCAAGUCCCUCAACGGAACCCGGUCACCAAAGAGCCCACUCCACGGCAUGCCCGACUCUGCCCAGGGCCCUGGCCGCACCCAGGUCAUGGCCGCCCUGACCAACCUCAGGAUCAGCAACGAGGAGCUGCGGAACUACGUGCAGAGUCUGAAGGCCGACCUUGAGAGACAGAAGAGGGCGCUGUCCAAAGCGCAGAAAGAAAAGGAUGAAGAGGUGAAAAAAGUUGCAAGUACAAUUGAGAAGAAAUCUGGAGAUAUGGACACGAUGAGAGACAGGCUGAUACAGGAUCACCUGGUGCAGGUUGAGGAGCUCCAGCAGCAGAUAUCCCGGCAGCGGACGGCUGAGGCCUCCCUCCAGCAGCGCCUCCUGGACAAGGACUCUGAGCUGAAGGAGAUACAGCAGAGCAUGACCCAGUGGAAGGAAGAGACGGCCCUCAAGAUGGCCAAGAAGUUUGAGGAGGAGCUCAGCAAGGAACUGGAGAUUCGUCUCCAGGAGGCAAGCAAGAGAGAUGGGUCCUACCGAGGAAGCCAAGCCGAUCUCAGGUCUAGAAACUCUUCGGGGAAUGGUAGUCCCUCCACCGUCUCCUCGGCUAGCGACGCCUCCACCAUCCGUCUCCUGAGGCACCUGCAGGAGAGAGUCAAGCAGCUGCGGUCGGAGAACAUGAGCCUGAGGAGGAGCAGCCGGGGCCCGUUUGAGAGCUCAGGGGAGGAGAGGGCCAGCCCACACUCCAGCAAGCACAGUGAGAGUGACGACAAAGACCACCUUCUUUACCAGCUGCAGCAGCGAGUCAAGCUUUUGGAACGGCAGCUGCAGGUGGCCGAGGAACGCUGCCGAGAGAAUGCUGCCUCCGUUAGCGAAAAGAUCUCUGAGAACAGCCGGCUGCAGGGGGCCCUCACGCAGCAAACCAAAGAACUGAUGAAGAUGGAGCGAGCCUAUUCCAAGCUAGCCAGUCCAACUCGGACCCCCGUCCGUCUGUGAUAAACCGUCCAUAUCUUCCACGAGACUGCCAUGAAAGUUUGCCGACAAACCAACCUCCUUAACUGAAACCAUCGGUGCAUUGGCCAAGAAGGAGUGAAUAAACAUGUUCCAUGUAAUUUAGAGCAAAGUGGUUCCAAAUCAGCUGGUGGCUUUUCCACAGUGUGUCUUGUGGACCUAGUUUUCUUGAGUAAAUCCUCACCAGGGGCACCCUCAGAGAGAGGCGACAGACACUUGAACACCGUCAGCAUGGCUCACCUGGUGAUCCUGCGGAAACCAUGAUGCAUUUGUGCACAUUACAAUGAAAAUGCAUUGUGUCCCAGACAAGGUAGCCAUCGUGAUUGAUCACACCGAGUAAUCUAAUGUUGCAAUGUGAAAUUUCAGCCCCAAGCUUGUGGUUUCAGAACUUAAAACCCAUUGAGAAAAGAAGAAACACAGUUUAGUUACAGCAGACAGCUUUUAGGGUCCUCAACCCUGCACACAUUUGUUGUUUUUGCACAAACAUGAAGAAAAUGGAAGAGAAGAAUUUCAGCCACUCACCAUCGGGUGAACAUUUGUUCUGAAAGAAUUGAUCGUUCUGCAGAGCAAGGACCUCACAGAGAAAUUACACUCAAUCAGUCGUCACUAUUUCUUGUGGCUUUGUGGGAAUAGGCAACAUAAUUAUUAUUUCAAGACCAGAUUUGAUACGCACACAACAGCCUUAAGUUUUUCACAAGUCACUGAACAUGGCAUCUGUAUUUUUUUCCGCGUGUUUCUCUGUGAAUAUUUGCAGUUUUUUAUGUCUGCAGUGAGCUGACUGAUCUGUCCACAUAGGUAACCCAUUACCCCGUUUAUUUUGAAUUGAACUUUAUUAUCAACUCAGUGUUUGUGUUUAUCCACACUUUUGGAUACAGAUUUAUUUCUUGUACAUGCAACAUUGAAGAAAAUGUUGAUGGGAUAAUUUAAAAUUUACUGACAAUUUUUUUUAAGUGUGUUUUCCACCAUGAAAACUGAACAUAAAAUGACUUUCCGGUCGGCUAACACAGGGUAUUUAAAAUUUAAUUUUUUUCAAUUUUUAUCAUGGGAAAAUACAGAGAUUCUGUUUGUUUACGCCUGUGUGCUACUUUUAAUGUUUGUGUCUUGAUUGCUCUUUGUAUAUAAUUUGAAGUGAAAGUUCAAAUUAUUUCUUUUAUAUAAAACAUUUUAGCAUUUUAAGAUUUUCCAGAUGUGCCUAUUUGAUUGAAAUAGUUAAAUCACGGUGCAUGCAUUCAUUUUUUAAAAUUACUUUCACACAUUCCCACCAUGUGAUUUACUGAAAUUAGACCAAAGCAAAAAUUUUAGACUUGUAUGUUAAUUCGUAAAUUCUGUAGAUUUCUAUUAUCUGUCCGAUCUUUCAUUUUAAUGCAAAAAAAAUGUGUGUAAAUACUGAAUGAAAUUAUUUAUUCUAAAAAAAUGCACGAUUGUUUGAAUUUGCUGAAGUGUCAGCCCGAUUAUGCAAAAUUUUCACUUUGGAAAUUUCCUUUGAUGUGAAAUGAAAAUCAACCAUUUUGGUAUUGCAGGAAGAUAGUAUGAUUGCUGGUUUGGUUCUGUCGGAAGGACACGAGUUGAAUGAGUUCUUUGAUUUGGAACUUGCGUGAGCCUGCGUUUUAAAGAAAUGCAUUUUUACUGUGAUAGCGCUUGGUUGUAAAGCUACAAGUUCUGCCGCUGGCUUGUUGCUGUCUUCACAAAAACUGGCAGAUCGAUUUUUUGGAGUCUUGAAUUAUAUUUUUUUAAAAGAAAAUGGCGAGUGUUGUUUGUUGGGAUCACGUGCUUUUCCUUGAGAAUUUUGUAAAAUGUGAUUAUUUAUCGUGAAACAACUUCCAACUGGAGCUAAAUCCACAUCACUUGUUCAUUGUUGGUUGAACUCACAUUCCCGACGAGUAAAUUUUCUUACAUUUGAAUGGUUUGUCUAACCUUAACGAAGUAAUGAAAUAGUGAUUGUGUUUCUUUUAAAGGAAACCUGCCGUUUUUAUCCGUCUUAAUUCAAACGAUUUCUCCUUCUCUAAACUGUUCCGUGGAAACGAGGUAUUGACAUUUUAAUGACUGUCCAAAAGACAUACAUUCAUUACAACGUCAGUACCUUUUUUACCGAGGAAAAAAUGUUUUCAAGCCCCCAGAACAAGGUUUGGGUCUCCAAAACGGCACUAAAAUAUUUUUGUGUAACCUUUUUGAUUUAUUGGAAUGUGCAUGAACCUGACGCGCAUUUUAUUGUUAUCGAUUUUAUAUUCUCAGUAUCCCUCAGAUAUAAGGGUGGAUAUGGUAACGAUUGAACUCGAUUCAUAGUUGACAAAUGCAUCUUUUUUUCACUUCGCAUAAAUUGACUCACGUGUGCAGUUGGUCGAUUUUACUUCCGACCCGUUACAGCGAAGAGAAUUUCAUACGGCAACCUGGUCGAAGCGAUCGUGAGGAUGUCUGUUUGAAGCGGAAAGGAAGAUUAUCUCUCCGAGUUUUCUGUUCACGAAACGUUAAGCUCAUUCCAAAUAAUGCACCUUUAAAUAUUCCGUCCGAAAUAGUUUAUAGAUAUAAAUAGUUUAUCAUACUAUGACUCCACUUAAUAUUGCACUUAUCAUGACCACAGUCUUGUUCAUUGACAAUGGCAUAUAUUCUCCAAACGUGUACCACGUCAUGAUAAUUAUGCGUUUUCCCGCAGUAUUCUUGUAGAGACUCUAUUAUCGUGAGUACUUGUAGUUUUACUGUUCAUAUGCACAGACUUCACAAACCAACUAGCUGAAGUUAUUUUUUUUCUGGCACCUUAACAGUAAAUAAAGAGCCGUUUAUAUGUUCUCAUGAACUUUGAACUUGUAACCCAGACUGGGCCUAUUAAACUCUGUUCAGUACCGUUGGUCUUUGUUUUCUCUAGUGCUUAACAGCCACUGAGAAAUAACAAAAUGUGACUUCGAAUUAUUUAAGUAUGGCAUGCGUAUUCUAUAUCAAUUUGUCGGUCUUUCAAGCGUAUAAUUGUACCUUGGUAUGUUGAAUUCUUGCGGGGACCCUCCCGUCGAGGUUUACCUUAAGAUAUCCUGAGCGCAUUACACUCAGUUGACCAUAUAAUUACACAAAUCGAGUUUAAGUCACGUACGGACUGAACUUUUUUUUCGGAGACUGCCUGACAACGAAUUGUAUUUUUAAACUCAGAAUUUUAUUUCAAGAAUCGUUCAAGAGUAUAAUGUGAUCAUUUAAAUUUAGAGAAUUGUAUUUUGAUAGAUUAAUUAAAGUAUUUUGAAUACGAUUUA